GCGGCUCGGCGUGACGGCUCUGGGCCCCGGGCAGGAUGUACACGCUGCUGUCGGGGCUGUACAAGUACAUGUUCCAGAAGGAUGAGUACUGCAUCCUGAUCCUGGGCCUGGACAAUGCCGGGAAGACGACCUUCUUGGAGCAGUCAAAAACCCGGUUUAACAAGAACUAUAAGGGGAUGAGUCUCUCCAAAAUCACCACCACCGUGGGUCUGAACAUCGGCACUGUGGACGUGGGAAAAGCUCGCCUCAUGUUCUGGGACUUAGGGGGGCAGGAAGAGCUGCAGUCUUUGUGGGACAAGUACUAUGCGGAGUGCCACGGUGUCAUCUACGUCAUCGACUCCACGGACGAGGAGAGACUGUCGGAGUCCAAACAGGCCUUUGAGAAGGUGGUUUCAAGCGAGGCGCUGGACGGCGUCCCCAUCCUGGUUCUGGCCAACAAGCAGGAUGUGGAGACCUGCCUCUCCAUACCGGACAUCAAGACCGCGUUCAGUGACUGUACCUGCAAGAUUGGCCGGAGAGACUGCCUGACCCAGGCUUGCUCGGCCCUCACGGGCAAGGGAGUGCGUGAGGGCAUCGACUGGAUGGUGAAGUGCGUUGUGCGGAACGUGCACCGGCCGCCGCGGCAGAGGGACGUCACGUAGCGCGGCAGUCCUCACGCUGGCUCGGCUGCGGACCCUGGGCCCUGGGCUCGCUUUGUCUCUUGGUUCUUUCACUCGCUCUAUUUUCUCUAAGAAACUUUUUUCUGUGACUGGAAAAGUAGGCAUCCGGAGGGUUUUGCUGAGGGGUAUGGGGCUCCCGGACCAGCCUGGCUCCACACAGACCCUGGGCCCAGGGCCCUCUCGGGGCCAGGUGUUAGGGGGC
Molecule: messenger RNA, 861 nt
Organism: Dipodomys ordii (Ord's kangaroo rat)
Lineage: Eukaryota; Metazoa; Chordata; Mammalia; Rodentia; Heteromyidae
Gene: Arfrp1
Product: ADP-ribosylation factor related protein 1
Exons: 7
Coding region: 36-641 (201 amino acids)
Biological process (GO): intracellular protein transport; protein localization to organelle; Golgi to plasma membrane protein transport
Cellular component (GO): Golgi apparatus
Molecular function (GO): GTPase activity; GTP binding
Source: RefSeq, a predicted model, not a curated record